Daphnia carinata is the source of this 741-nucleotide messenger RNA. RefSeq lists its product as uncharacterized. The coding region runs from base 111 to 551 and encodes 146 amino acids. The record is from RefSeq and is a predicted model, not a curated record. The transcript is spliced from 4 exons. NCBI's taxonomy places the organism in Eukaryota, Metazoa, Arthropoda, Branchiopoda, Diplostraca, Daphniidae.
CCUUGAGUAUAAAGCAACUAUAAGAGUGGGCAAUCUGUCGUUUGUCCGUCAAUCAACUCUUCGUUCACGUCUUCCGCACAGCUCCGAACAAUCUUCGCCGAUCAUCGAGAAUGAGUCCUAGAUUGGUAUUGUCGUCUGUCAAAUGGUUCGGUCUGGCCUGCAUCCUCGUGAUGGGAGCCCAUCCUUCGCUACAAGCGUCCAUUAUAGCGCCAGGUGGCCCGAGCAAGACCAUAUGCGACCCGCGUGCAUUCCGCCAAGCCAUUGUCAGUAUUUGUACUUUCCAACGGCGAGACAUCCAUCCAGUCAGCGCUAGCCCUGACCGGUAUUUCUACAAUGUCAACGAAAGUGAAAGUGGAACGGAAAGCGGGUCGCAAGGUGAACGCCAGCCGUACGACAAGGUGGUGUUUACCCAGUUGGGAAAGGAGACUCUAUUCUUCCCAGUGGAGGUGUACACAGCCAAAGUGAAGCGCCAUCGUGAGUUCGCCCUGCACCGCAAAUGCUGCCUCACCGGAUGCUUUCCCAUGGAUUUUGCUGGUGUUUGCACGCACUGAACUCACCGAAAUUGAAUUUUUCGUGAAACUCUUGGUUGUGUCUUUUAGUUGUUUUUUUUUUCCCGUAAUUCAGUUGCCACUGUUCGUAAUUCUAAUAACUUGACUCGUCGGGCGAUGAACAAACGAAUUCCACAAGCUAUGACUCAUUAUUUACGACUCUUCGAAAUACAUACUAUUACCCAUUGAAAAC